Molecule: messenger RNA, 1470 nt
Organism: Elephantulus edwardii (Cape elephant shrew)
Lineage: Eukaryota; Metazoa; Chordata; Mammalia; Macroscelidea; Macroscelididae
Gene: LETM2
Product: leucine zipper-EF-hand containing transmembrane protein 2
Exons: 10
Coding region: 1-1470 (489 amino acids)
Biological process (GO): intracellular monoatomic cation homeostasis
Cellular component (GO): mitochondrial inner membrane
Molecular function (GO): ribosome binding
Source: RefSeq, a predicted model, not a curated record
AUGGCCUUCUAUUCUUGUAAUACAAUCUUAGCUAUUGCCCGAACAAGAUUCCCUAGCCUUUUUAUCCAUCCUACCUCCUCUUCUUUUUCCUCAUCACUUGCAUAUCUUCAAUUGCCAGAUUCCCAUUUAAAGAAAACAUAUAUGAAGAACUAUGGGAGCAAGAAGUGUCCUUAUUCUUGCAAUAAAGUACUUCACUUACAAGUUAGAAUAAUACAAAAGCUACACACAUCAACACGCUGGUUUGAAGAGGUCCCUGGUAAACCUCAGCCAACUCAAACCACAGAACAGCCACAGGUAACAAGUACUCAGCCCACAAAAGAAACUGGCACCAAAAAAAAGGAAGUGAAGCAAUCUUAUACACAAAUGAUUCGGAAUGAACUUAAACAUUAUUACAAUGGAUUCUACUUGCUUUGGAUUGACACCAAAUUUGCUGCCAGAAUGGUUUGGAGACUGUUGCAUGGACAGAUGCUGACCAGACGAGAGAGACGAAGGCUGCUGAGAACUUGUGCUGAUCUCUUCCGCCUGGUUCCAUUUCUGGUGUUUGUAAUUGUGCCCUUCAUGGAAUUCUUAUUACCAGUGUUUGUGAAACUCUUCCCAGAAAUGCUGCCAUCAACUUUUGAAAGUGAAUCAAAAAAGGAAGAAAAGCAGAAAAAGAGAAUGGCUGCAAAGUUAGAACUAGCAAAAUUUCUUCAAGAAACAGUUACAGAAAUGGCAAGGAGAAACAGAGCUAAGUUGGGAGACGCCUCUACACAGUUCUCAUCCUAUGUAAAACAGGUCCAGACAGGCCACAAGCCCUCCACAAAGGAGAUAAUUCGCUUUUCCAAACUAUUUGAGGAUGAGUUAACCAUGGAACACUUAGAUCGACCUCAGCUGGUUGCCCUUUGCAAACUGCUGGAAUUACAGACCUUUGGAACCAACAAUUUGCUCCGCUUUCAGCUCUUGAUGAAACUGAACUCUAUAAAAGAAGAUGAUAAAGCAAUUGCCAAAGAAGGGGUGAGUGCUUUGAGUGUCUCAGAGCUCCAAGCUGCCUGCAGGGCUCGAGGGAUGAGAUCCCUGGGCCUCACUGAAGAGCAACUGAGACAACAGCUCACAGAGUGGCAGGACCUUCACCUCAAAGAAAAUGUCCCACCUUCUCUUUUACUCCUGUCACGCACUUUCUACCUGAUAGAUGUGAAGCCCAAACCAAUUGGGAUACCCCCAAGUGUGGAGGUUCCAAAGACUAAUAUUCCAGUAGGAUCAUCUGCAUCUCCUGAAUCUAAAGAGAACAUGAUGGAUCCUGUACCUCAACAGAAGGAAAGUAAGGAUGAAGAAAUGAAACAAGUACCCCUAGUCACAUCAUCACCACCAAGAACACCAUCCAUUCCCAUUCCAUCACCUAAAGAAUCCAUCACUUCGUCAAAAGAAGCUGUAUUCCAGGCCAACUCACAAAAUACAUCCCAGAACAGCAAGGCUAAUUCAAGAGGAGCUUAA